AGCUGCAGCCCGAGGACGCGACGCGAGCCCAGUUCCGGCGAGGAGGCCGCGCCAGUGACAGCGAUGGCGGCGGAGUCGGCGCUCCAAGUUGUGGAGAAGCUGCAGGCGCGCCUGGCCGCCAACCCGGACCCGAAGAAGCUAUUGAAAUAUUUGAAGAAACUCUCCACCUUGCCUAUUACAGUAGACAUUCUUGCGGAGACCGGGAUUGGGAAAACGGUAAAUAGCUUGCGAAAACAUGAACACGUUGGAAGCUUUGCCAGGGACCUAGUGGCCCAGUGGAAGAAGCUGGUUCCUGUGGAACGAAAUACUGAGCCUGAUGAACAGGACCUUGAGAAGAGCAAUUCUCGAAAGCGCCCCAGGGAUGCCAUUAAGGAGGAGGAGGAGGAGGUGGAGGGGGACUACCCAGAAACCUGGAAAGCCUCCGGUAGCCAGUCGUAUAGUCCUGAUAAUAGACAGAAAAAACACAGAAAACUCUCAGAGCUUGAGCGGCCUCACAAAGUAUCUCACAGUCAUGAGAGGAGAGACGAGAGAAGGAGGUACCACAGAGUUUCUCCAGUUUACUCUUCAGACCACGAAUCUUCCGAUUACGGCCAUGUUCAGUCCCCUCUGUCAUCUCCCAGCCCUCAUCAGAUGUCUGUGGACCAUUACAGAUCCCUGGAGGAGGACCACGAGCCCUAUGUUCCACACCAGAAGCCUGGCAAAGGCCACAGUAAUGCCUUUCAGGACAGACUGGGGGUUAGUCAAGAACGACACCUGGGUGAACCCCAGGGGAAAGAGGUUGUGAGUCAGAGCAAGGAGCACAGAUCUUCCCAUAAAGAAAAACGUCCAGUGGAUGCCAAAGGAGAUGAGAAGUCUUCUUUGAGCAGAGAAAAAUCACACAAGGCCCUCUCCAAAGAGGAAAACCGGCGGAGGCCACCCUCGGGGGACAGUACAAAGGAGAAACCGCCUUCUAGUGGUGUCAAGAAAGAGAAGGAAAAAGAGGGCAGCACCAAGGUUUUACCCCCCUUGGAGGUGGCUUCAGACAACCACCUUAAAAAGCCAAAAUAUAGAGACCCAGAGAAAACCAAAUCAGACAAAAACAAGCAGAGUCUAGAAAGCUUAGACAUAGGCAAGGGGGCAGGAGACCUGUUGCCCAAGGCGAAAGAGAAGGUUUCUAACAACCUAAAGACUCAAGAAGGGAAAGUAAAAUCUUCUCAUUCAGACAGGAAGUCAGUGGGCUCCUUCCCUCAAGGCGAGGAGGCAGAUGUGGAUGAUGAAUUUGAGCAGCCCACCAUGUCGUUUGAGUCAUACCUCAGCUAUGACCAGCCCCGGAAGAAAAAGAAAAAGAUUGUGAAAACUUCAGCCACGACUCUGGGAGGAAAAGGACUUAAAAAAAAUGAUUCAAAAAGCACUAGUAAAAACUUGGACUCAGUUCAGAAAUUACCUAAGGUGAACGAAAAGAAGUCAGAGAAGCUUCUGCCAGCUGGAGCCGAUUCGGCCAAGCUGAAAAAGGUCCCCAGCGAUGUGUUGCCCGUGUUACCAGACCUUCCAUUACCUGUGAUACAGGCCAAUUACCGUCCACUUCCUUCCCUUGAACUGAUAUCCUCCUUCCAACCAAAGCGAAAAGCAGUCUCCUCACCCCAGGAAGAGGAUGAAGCUGGAUUCACCGGACGAAGAAUGAAUUCUAAGAUGCAGGUCUAUUCUGGUUCCAAGUGUGCCUAUCUCCCCAAAAUGAUGACCUUGCACGAGCAGUGCAUCCGGGUGCUUAAAAACAACAUUGACUCAAUCUUUGAAGUGGGAGGUGUCCCUUAUUCUGUUCUUGAACCUGUUCUGGAGAGGUGUACACCUGAUCAGUUGUAUCGCAUAGAGGAGUACAAUCACGUAUUAAUUGAAGAAACAGAUCAAUUAUGGAAAGUUCAUUGUCACCGAGACUUUAAGGAUGAAAGGCCAGAAGAGUAUGAGUCGUGGCGGGAGAUGUACCUGCGGCUUCAGGAUGCCCGAGAGCAGCGGCUGCGAGUCCUCACGAAGAAUAUCCGAUCUGCGCAUGCCAACAAACCCAAAGGCCGACAAGCGAAAAUGGCCUUUGUCAACUCUGUGGCCAAGCCACCUCGCGAUGUUCGAAGGAGGCAGGAGAAAUUUGGAACAGGAGGAGCAGCUGUGCCCGAGAAAAUCAGGAUCAAGCCAGUGCCGUACCCCGCAGGAAGCAGCCGCUUCAGCAGUGGCAGCAGCAACAGCUUUAACGCCAGCCCUGAGGAGCCAGCCUAUGACGGCCCGAGUACCAGCAGUGCCCACUCGGCACCUGUGGUCAGCAGCACUGUUUCCUAUGAUCCUAGGAAACCGACUGUGAAGAAAAUUGCCCCAAUGAUGGCCAAGACGAUUAAAGCUUUCAAGAACAGAUUCUCCCGACGAUAAACUGAGGGCUGACCUUGGAAAUGAAAUUUGGGGGGAGGAAUACAAGGACAGUGGGGGUUGGGGGAUAGAACCUCCAGGGGAGCCCAGAAUCUUUCACCUCAUGGAAACUUUUGGUCUCCGAUUCCUGCACAGUCAGCAGGCGUGGUGCCUGUGCCUGUGUCCGCGGCCGCUGCCUCCCCACCUGGCAGGCGCUUCAGAGUUCUGGAGAAGACGUGAGGCCUCACUCUCGCUGAGGAUCUUAAGGUCAACUGUACCUUUGUUGUUAAUUAGCUUCUUUGUAAACUAUAAGACAUAGUUUUAAUUAAUAAAUAUUGCCCUCAGAUUGUAUUUAUAUUA
This is a messenger RNA of Hippopotamus amphibius kiboko, 2727 nucleotides long. It is a transcript of the gene ELOA, whose product is annotated as elongin A. The transcript has 11 exons. Gene Ontology annotation, cellular component: elongin complex; nucleus. The record is from RefSeq and is a predicted model, not a curated record. Gene Ontology annotation, biological process: transcription elongation by RNA polymerase II. NCBI's taxonomy places the organism in Eukaryota, Metazoa, Chordata, Mammalia, Artiodactyla, Hippopotamidae. Bases 64 to 2391 code for a protein of 775 amino acids. Gene Ontology annotation, molecular function: protein binding.